AUUCCAAGGUAGGAAUCGGUGACACGUCACAGCGUAUAAUGUUAUUGUGGCUAAAGGCGAGUUUUGUUUAUCCCAUGAUGUUUUAUUCAGAGUGCAAGAUUAUUUAGUGAACGCUCCUCCCUCUGUUGCUUCUGACACUGUGGAAUUUUAUUAUUGCGAGAGAAGGCCACGGGAUGGCGUUCUUGAGAUCUACAUCUUGUUAGCUCCUAUACAAGGACUGUUACCCACCCAAAUCUUCAUGCUUUCUGUCGAUGGGUCUGUAAGGUUUUUGGGGAGCUUCUUGGACACCGCCAUACAGAAGUCAAUGCUGAUCAGUGGACUUGAACUCGUAAACGGGGCUACUUAGCUACCGCAGCGGGAUAAGAGUUCCGUGUUUUGGGGAAUCGAGUUGUGGGGGAUGGGUGAAUGAGAAGCCAGAGGAGCGAAUUUGAAGGAAUCCUGAGUGACACGUCUUCCGUCCAAUGAAAAUCUCUUGCGCAGACACAGUGGCAAGUUUAUAGCCAAUCAGCUAUCACAACCGGCAGUCUCUCGCCGCAAAAUCUGAGGUGGACCUACCUUCACAGAACUGAACAUUUCAGCGUGGUUAGUCUUCUGUUUGUGGGCUGCGGCGUCCUCUUUGUCUUGCUGCAGUCGGCUGUGUGUUUGAUGCAGGUUCUCUUCUACUGGACAGCAUUUCUGAACGUCAUUCAUCACAUUAUCAUGGCUCUAGUUUAUCAAUGACCUGAAAGAGAUGAUAGCAGAGCCAAUAGCUACCAGAUCCUCAGUACAAAAAGAGAACUCGGUUGAUGUCACUUCCUCUGGUUCAGCCAGUCACACCCUAGGCGGAGUAAGCAAUGAAAACAGACAGAAGAGUCUGAGAGGGAAGAGGAAAGCUCGGGAGGUGUCAGAGAAUGCCAAGCGCAGAUGCUCAGAGCAAAUCCGCAGGGGCCCGGGCCGGCCGCCACUUGAUCGCCCCAAAAAUGGGCCCGUGGAGGCUGUCACCCUGUUCGAAGUGAUCUCCAUGGGGAGGAGCGUCAUGCAGGCGGUGGUGGAUGACUGGAUCGAGGCCUACCACACGGACAGGGACACUGCCCUACUGGACCUCAUCAGCUUCUUCAUCCAGUGUUCAGGAUGCAAAGGUCUUGUCACAGCGGAGAUGUUCCAAAACAAACAGGACACUGAUGUCAUGAGUAAAAUGGUGGAGGAGGUUGAUGAGGGGUCAGGCUUACAGUAUAAAAAGUUCCUGGCCUUCCCUUGGAUUCUCACUGUCACAUGGCCUUUGCACAUGGACAGUGGUCAGUACCCCCUCGCCUUGCCCGGCUCGUACUGGAGAAGGUUCUGCAACGACUUCUGCGAGUUUGUGUCGGUGCUGGUGGCCCGGAGUCAGUACACCAUCAUCUACGACAGCCACCUGAUGGACACGCUCAUCUCGCUGCUGACAGAGCUGUCUGACUCGGGGGUGCGGGCCUUCCGACACACCUGCACGCUGGCAGCUGUGAAGGUCCUCACUGCCCUGGUGGGCGUGGCUCUGAACCUCAGCGUCAGCGUGGACAAUAGCCAGCGGCUCUACGAGGUGGAGAAGGGGCAGUCGCCCUCCAAACGGGUGGCGUCCAGGCUGGAGAAGGUCGAGGCGAAGAUUGCGGAGUUGCAAGACAAGAGCUGCGAAAUCGAAAACAUGAUGGACGCCAUUUUCAAAGGAGUUUUUCUUAAGCGGUAUCGAGACGUGAUCCCUGAGAUCAGGGCCAUCUGCAUUGAGGAGCUGGGCAUCUGGAUGAGACUGUACAGCUCUGCGUUUCUCAAUGACAGCUACCUGAAGUACCUGGGAUGGAUGCUGUAUGACAAGGAAGCGGAUGUGCGUUUGAAGUGUCUAUUGAGUCUACAGGUGCUGUAUGGAGACACACUUCUCAACUCCAAGCUUGACCUUUUCACAAGCCGCUUUAAGGACCGGAUAAUCUCCAUGACGCUGGACAGGGACAACGAGGUGGCGGUGCAGGCCAUGAGGCUGCUGGUGGUCAUCUCAGAGUCCUGUGACGAUGUGCUGAACUCAGACGACUGCGAGCACAUGUACCAGUUUGUCUACUCCUCUCACAGACCCCUGGCUACUACAGCAGGAGAGUUCCUAUACAAGAAGCUGCUCAGUGCCCCCUCCCUCCCAGAGCCCACAGAGGGGUCAUCAGAGCAGGACAGGACCAGGGAGCUGGCAGACGCCAGGCUUCGAGCUCUGCUGCAGUUCUACAGGGACAGUGGGCUCCAUCUGCAUGUGACGUACCUGGUUGACAGCCUAUGGGAUUCUGCAGGGGACCUGCUGAAAGACUGGCCCUCCCUGACCUCUCUGCUCCUGCAGAACUGCCCCUCACUGGAGCAGGGUCUCAGCUACAUUCAGGAGGGCCUGGUGAUUGACAUCCUGCUGGCGUCGGUGCGGCAGGCAGUGGAGGGCCCCCCGCAGGCUGGGAGAGGCAAGAAGGUGAUCAGCACCAAAGAGAAGAAAGUCCAGACAGACGACUGUGCCGGACUUACUGAACACUUCCUGGCGGUGCUUCCGGACCUUCUGUCAAAGUACUCAGAGGAUCCGGAGAAGGUGGCGUGUUUGCUGAGAAUACCUCAGUAUUUCCAAAUGGAUGCCAGUGAGGGUGCAUAUUCCCAAGAGCACCUGCAGACCCUGCUGACGAUGAUGGGCGCUGCGCUGGAGAGGCACACGGACACGGGGGUCCUGGAGGCGGGCGCCCGCACCCUCCAGGCCCUCUGCUGCGAGGACACGGCCUGGCACGGCCUGGCGCGCCCCGCGAGGGACCAGCUGGUCGAGCGCUGGGUGGACGCACUGGGCUUGCUGCUGGGAGAAACCCUGCAGGAGGACGGCACCUUCAGCGCGAACGAAGAGCAGUCGCAGAACCUUCUGUGGGCCUUGAAGAGGGUCACCAUGUUCCACAACGCUCACGACCUGUCCCAUUGGAAGCUCCACGACCCUGUCUCCCGGCUCCUCAAUGCGGAGGUCCAGCACGUCGGCCUGCCUCCCCAGGUCACUGUGCAGGCCUUGCAGUGUCUGUGCUACAUCGUCCUCUGGCAGCUCAACGCAUACGGAGAGGGGUCGCCCUCCAAGGAAAGAACUCUGACCCAGAGGAGCCAGCUGCGGGGCUUCUGUGAAAAGGCCCACCACUGUCUCUCCCACAGCCACCCUGCGGUGAGGGAACAGGCCUUUCUGUCGGUGUGUGAUCUGCUCACCGCUCACAGCUACCAGCUCCAGGCUUCGGACCACACGGCCGGCACCCCCCUCCUCUUCUACACCCCGGACCCCAAACUGCAGAAGGCUCUGCUGGCCUUCAUCAUGGAGGGGGUUUUUACCGAGGUGGAGAUGGACACCCAGAGCAGGGCCAGCGGGAGCGAGUCCAGCAUCGUCCGGCUGGAGGACGUGCACAGACGGCGCAACCUGCUGGCCGCCUACUGCAAGCUGAUAGUGCACGGCGUGCUGGAGAUGAGCAUGGCGGCUGAGGUCUUCAAGCAGUACAUGAAGUAUUACAACGAAUUUGGCGACAUCAUCAAAGAGACCCUGAGCCGGACCAGGCAGAUGGACAGGAUCGAGAGUGCAAGGACGCUUGUUCUGUGCCUGCAGCAGCUUUUCCUGCGGCUGAAGGAGGACCAGGAGAGCGGCAUCUCCUGCACCACUGUGGCUCAGACCUUCAGCGGCAUAAAGGAGCUGGCCAGACGCUUCUCCCUCAGCUUCGGGUGGGACCAGAUCAAGUCCCGCGAGUCCCUGGCCAUGAUCCACAGGGACGGCAUCGAGUUCGUGUUCCAGGGCUUCGUACAGCAAGCAGAGCAGCACACUCCGCCCUACCUCUCGUACCUCACCAUCCUCAGCGAGUUCUCCAGCAAGCUGCUGAGACCGGACAAGAAGACCGUGUACAGCUACCUGCAGAGGUACGCCGGGGAGCACACCGUCAACAGCCGCGACGAAGCCUGGGUGCCGCUCGUCUACUACCAGACGUCGCUGCUGGUGACGGCGGAGGGCGAGGACUCGGUGUCCUCCGUCAGCUCCGACACGCUCAAACAGCCCUCCCUGCCCAACCCCUCCCGCUCGCCCUCCCUAAAGCAGGGCUCCUCUGAUGCAGGAGAGGUGCGUGCUGUCCCCAGCCAGUCCCUCAAGACCCCUGAGCUGAAGGCUCCUCCCCUGCUAACGUCUACAGCAAUAAAAGGCAGGAACCCUGUGAAACCCAAACCAAGCCACAAGGAGGAAGAAACGGAGCCGCGGGCCCCCGCCCUGCCCUCAGAGGGAUGCCCGACCGCCGCCAACGAGGAAGUGGACGUGGACACGGUGGACGUUGACCUGUGACCCGGCCCCUCCUGCCUCAGCAAGGCCAGAGAAGAAGCCUGAGAUCUGUGGCGGAGUAAAGUUCUUAGUCUGGAACCUUAAGGGCGAUCCAGAACUGUCAUUGUACUUGCUGUUGUGUCUCUUGCAAUGGUAAAUAGACCCAUUCAUGUGAAGGGCCUGCUGUUGGUUUUAGCUGAUGAAUUUGCCUCUGCUGCCCUACACCACGCAUCCUGUAGCAUGUGGUGACAGUGUCCUCUCUCCUGCCGUUUCGGCUCUGCCCGGGAGCCUGCUUAGGAUUUAACGCUGCGACUUGACUGCCUUUUCGAGUAGCUGCCAGAUGUAAGCUAAUAGGCAGUGCAGGUCUCCCUGGGACUUGGUGCAGGACUUGGUUUAAUUACCUCUCCAUCAAUGUGGACACUACUUGUUUAAAACAAACUACUGUGGUAAAUCUGUACUGUAGUUCAGAAGGUUCAUAAAUACGUUUCAUGACAUUUAACUCGCAGAAAAUGCAUACUUCUGGUUCCCCCUGAGAAAUUCAGGAAAAUAUUUUGUUUUCAAAACAAUUGCCAAUUAGAUGAGAAAAUAUUAGAGUUGGGGAAGAAGCUAGUCUUGUACAUAUAUGUAUAUACAGUUUUUGAUCAGGUGAAGUCCAUUCUAUAUUCCAUAAGGAAAGAAAAGGGUAAUUAAAUGGUGAUGUAAAUACAUCUGUACUCUUUUACAUUCUCCACAACAGAAGUGCAAAUCUUUUCAUAGUAUUUGGCCUAGCGGUUUAUGAGGUCUGGGAACAGUAAGUUGAGUAAGAACAGUAAGAAGAGCUGUUGUGAUGGCUUACUGUCUCCCUGUCUGAAAUGAGAUUUGAGCUCAGGACGUUGGAACCGGGUACAAUUUAACUGAUUUGUUUAACAGUUUGUAUAGUGGAGCAGGUUUUUUUUUCUUUUGCAUUUUAAAGCAAUAAUUAAAACUUAAUUUAAUGCUGUGUUGAAUGUACAGAUCAUCUCAGUUUAAAUGUGUUGGAAAGGGGCUUUUUUUAAACUUUGUUGAAUUUUGUACGCAUUUAAAUGGGUAAAAGAUUAGCAAGAUGAGUUUCAUGCCAAUGGUUUUUAUCACUGAUAGAGUAGGCAGCAGUGGUCUUAGUUGUGCAUCGAAGCCAGGAAUCAUUUUCGUUACUGGCUUACAUGAGCCACAAGGAAACCUUUACUUGACUGUUAAUAACAAGCUAAAACUGUUCAUCUGUGGUUCUGGCAGCUCAUUUACUUAAAAAAAACAGUGUUAUCAUGUUAACUCUGUUCAGCAUAGCCUUUGUAUGACAGUGCAUAUUUGUGUUAAGGUUUGUCCUGAAAAAAGAAAACGGCCAACUGGUUCAGUUGUUCAAAAGGUUAACAUGGGUAAUUUGGUAUUGUCAUUGUAUAGAAGUCAACUAAAAUGGAAACAUUGCA
Messenger RNA from Megalops cyprinoides (Indo-Pacific tarpon), 5718 nucleotides. RefSeq names its product cohesin subunit SA-2. Gene Ontology annotation, cellular component: chromatin; nucleus; cohesin complex. Gene Ontology annotation, biological process: sister chromatid cohesion. The record is from RefSeq and is a predicted model, not a curated record. Gene Ontology annotation, molecular function: chromatin binding. Bases 731 to 4303 code for a protein of 1190 amino acids. The transcript has 34 exons. Lineage: Eukaryota; Metazoa; Chordata; Actinopteri; Elopiformes; Megalopidae.